UCGCGGUUUUCAAUAAGACAAGAUUCCAUUAUGAAUAACCGUCUCAUUUAUUUAUGGAUUACAUAACAGUGAAAUUAAUUAUUAAUACAGUUAAACAAUAAAAUGCAUUUACAUAGAAGUACGAAUUAAGCAACAGUUGAAUUGGGCAGUUAAUGGUGGUCACGCUUUUUCAUGCUGCAUUGUUCGUUGCUUACUCGUCAAUUCCCUCUUCUUCUUCUUAUUCUCUCUCCGCUUUCUUCUUCCAUUCAACCAAGCACAAGCUGUUCGACGAAAUGCCUGAACGAUGCUAUCCUUCACAGCUCACACCCAAAUCCCAAGCUCAAACCUUCGCUUAUCUUUCUUCAAGGUCAGUCUCGUCCCCGCUCUAAUUCCCGCGUGGAAGUUCAAGAAUCGGGACAACAAGUGUCAGAAAUCGUUAAAUUUGAGUUUCCGGUUGAAUGAAGAGAGGCGGGCGCUCCAAUUAGAGAUAAAUCUCGAUAGGUCUUUGCGUUGCGGAUGCCAUAAGGACGUGGAGUUGGAGGCGGAGAUAAUGAAUUUCAUGGCGCAGUCGGAGAAACCAUCGAUGUUCCCAACGAAGGAGGAGUUGGUGAGAGCUGGGAGAUUUGAUUUGGUGAUAGCUGUAAAGAAGAGAGGCGGGUGGUAUUCUUUUGGUUGGGACGUCGAAAAUGUGGAGGAAACAACGGGUUCUGAUAUUGCCGAGUUCCAGAGGAGAAUUGAGAGUUGUAAACAGAGUGGUUCCUCUGAUGAGGGUAUCGUAAGGUCUAGUCCUCAAAAUUUGGAUUCGCUUCAGCUGGCUGCUUCAUCUUCAUUGGAUUCAUGUUCAUCACAACAACUUGCUGCUGAUGAAGACUCUGGGAUCGAUGGUAUAUUGAGUAGAUUGGAGAAGCAAAGGAACAGUAAUUUCUCGGGAAAGUUAGGGAGAAAUGGAUAUGAAGCUCAAUCCAAAAGUAAAGAUGAGAGAGAUGACGGGCAUUAUGAUACCCCCUUAGGUUUCGGCGGGACUGAUCUUGAAGAAAACAGCAGACUAAUGCCUUCUUACCACCCCAAUGGCAUGUUGGAUUCACCUCGUGACAACAUUGAACAUUCUACUGAACCAGAAACUUGGAGAAGUUGGAUGAACAGACGUGCAGGGUUCUCACUUGCCGAGUUUGAAGCUGCAGAGAUUUCUUUGAAAAAAACUCCUGUUGAUACUAAUAAAGAGAGCUAUCAUGAUGGAAUAACUGUAACCACUAAGGAAUAUGCUGAAGAUUUGGACAAAGAGAUCAUCAAUUACAAUGAAAUACGAACUCGUCUUCGGCAUCUAGAAUCUGAGCUCACAACAACUCUUUGCUCCAUUAGAUCUAAACGGGAGGAUAGUAUUUCAGAAGAGGUAACUGGAAGCUCGACCGAAUUGCAGUCUCUUUCUGAUGCAGUGGAGUUCCAAGAGAAUGAAGUCAUGAGUGCAAAGCAGCAACUAAGAUCACUAAGGGCAAAGUUGGCUGUAGUAGAGGGGAAAAUGACAUUAGCGAUAAUUGAAGCGCAAAAAAAAGUAGAAGUGAAGCAUAAAAAGAAAGAUGUUUCCCGUAAAUGUUUGCAACUUCUUCGGACCACCAGCAUAGUGUGGCCUAAUUCCGCCGCAGAGGUUCUCUUGGCAGGUUCUUUUGAUGGAUGGAAAACUCAGAGAAGGAUGAGAAGAUCAAAGUCUGGCGUGUUUUCGAUAACCUUGAAGCUGUAUCCUGGCAGAUACGAGAUCAAAUUCAUACUCAAAAAGUGUUCCAUUAUCUUGCAGAUCAAAUUCAUAGUUAAUGGACAAUGGAAACUCGAUCCUCUGCGCCCUACUGUUAACAACAAUGGACAUCAAAACAACCUUUUCAUUGUUACAUGAAUCUGUACAGGAUUUGUUUGCUGUUACAAGUAGAAUGAUACACCAAAAAGCUGGUGUACAGCUUGCUAUAGUGUCAUGUAGGAAAUUCAUAUCGAUUUUUUCUAGACAUUCACCAUGAAAGAUUUUGUUGGGGAUCUUAUCUUCGCAUUGUCUGCUUAUGCACAUAACAAUACUAGAAUCUUUAAUUUUUCAUAGUAAUGUUGCAUAUUCAUUUCUA
Molecule: messenger RNA, 2081 nt
Organism: Salvia miltiorrhiza (redroot sage)
Lineage: Eukaryota; Viridiplantae; Streptophyta; Magnoliopsida; Lamiales; Lamiaceae
Product: protein PTST homolog 2, chloroplastic-like
Exons: 8
Coding region: 284-1864 (526 amino acids)
Source: RefSeq, a predicted model, not a curated record